Cajanus cajan (pigeon pea) is the source of this 1445-nucleotide messenger RNA. It is a transcript of the gene PDLP7, whose product is annotated as plasmodesmata-located protein 7. The record is from RefSeq and is a predicted model, not a curated record. Gene Ontology annotation, cellular component: plasmodesma. NCBI's taxonomy places the organism in Eukaryota, Viridiplantae, Streptophyta, Magnoliopsida, Fabales, Fabaceae.
UAAUGGCUAUAACGUGGAUAUUCAGUUAUUUAAACUUUAAAGCAACUUAAAGUCUUCACUACUCAUCAUUUAUACCGUCAUAUGGAAUCCACGAUGACAUGCACAUGAUUCAGUAGCACGUACACCAUCUUGGAACCAACCCAACCAAAAAAAAUAUGGCAAAGAAAGCAGCAGCAGUAAUCUCAAUCUCCUUAACCGCGUUCUUUGUUAUUUCCGUGUUGUCCUCCUCCGUGGAUUUUUUCCUCUACGGCGGAUGCACGCAGCAGCGCUACGCCCCCACCUCGCCCUACGAGUCCAACCUCAACUCGCUCCUCACCUCGCUGGUCAACUCGGCCACGUACGCCUCCUACAACAACUUCACCGUGGUGGGCUCCAGCCCCGCCGACGUGGCCUACGGCCUCUACCAGUGCCGCGGCGACCUCGCCAUGCCGGAGUGCGCCGCCUGCGUCGCGCGCGCCGUCCAGCGCGCCGGGGAGCUCUGCCCGGCGGCGUGCGGCGGCGCGGUGCAGCUGGAGGGGUGCUACGUGAAGUACGACAACAACACGUUUCUCGGGUUGGAGGACAAGACGGUGGUGCUGAAGAAGUGUGGGCCUGGGUCCGUUGGGCCCGGUUCGGGCGAGAGGGACGCGGUGCUGGGCGGGUUGUCGGGUUCGGGCGGGUACUUUCGGGUUGGUGGGUCGGGUGAGGUGAGGGGCGUGGCGCAGUGUUGCGGGGAUUUGAGUUUUGGCGAGUGUCAGGAUUGCGUGGGGGAGGCCAUCCGACGGUUGAGGAGCGACUGUGCGGUCGCCGAUUAUGGGGAUGUGUUCCUCGCCAAGUGUUACGCCAGGUUCUCUACCAACGGGGCCCAUGCUUACAACAAGGCCCAUCGAAAAUCGGACAACGGAGGUGAAAAGACUUUUGCAAUAAUUGUUGGACUAUUAGCGGGAGUAGCUAUACUCAUUAUUUUCCUUGCUUUCUUGAGAAGGAUUUGUGAGGGACAAGGUAAAUAAGGUAUUUUUUAAGUUUGUGAAAAUCAGUGGCAUGCAUGGCGGAGUGGUUGAUAAUUCUCAGCCUUCUCAUUGGUUUGCUUUUUGGACCUCUUUUGCUUUCUUUUUCUUUUUCUUUUUCUUUUUGCCCUAGCUCUUUCUUUAUCGUUCCCUUUAAUACAAACUUCAAUUCAAGAGACGAGGAUAUCAUAUGGGAAAUUAUUAGACGAUGGGACACUCAUUUGAAUAGAAAAGGCAAAAGCGAGAGAGGAACAAAAGAGAGUUAAAAGAUUCUGUUUUCCUCAAUCAUCCCCACUUAAAAAGUUGCGUUGCCGCGUUCCCUUGCAAAUAAUUGAUUAUAUCAUUCUUUCUUUGUUUUAUUUUUAAGCUGUAUAAGAUCUCUCACUUUCUGUAUCGCUAGUAUAUGCGUUCAUCAACUUUUGGUUGGCUAUAUCUAAUAUACAAGGCUUUUUCGUGUUA